CAUCGUUCGACGAAUCGAUACCGAAUACUUAGUAUUGCCAAUUCUGGCCGUUAGUAGUACUGUGUAUCUGGAUCGCGUACACUCCAUUAGUCUUUCCUAUGUAAAUACGCUACCUAGGUAUGUCUGACUUGCUGGUCUACUGUAUGGACGUAGGUUGGAGCCUACCGUCCAAUCUUCUAUCCUCUUCGAAACCACCUACACUGCCAAAAAGCUUUUUGGGACCAGAUGCCACUGGUACCGCGUGCAGCAGAAGCCACAGAGACAUUAUGGAGACAACGUGUGAAAUGGUCUUCGAGAGCUAUACACUUUUGAAUUAGAAGCGGUGCAGGCCCUUUUGGGUGCCCAAUCAGAGAUAAGCAAAGGACUGCUCUACGGUAGCAUAGAAACGUCACCGUACCUCAAUCGCAACAAACUUUAGCAUCAACGACAAAGAAGAAUCCAGGACAACGUAAUGGAGACUACUCUCUCCAAUCUCGCUCCAAAAUUUGAGAAGACAUGUGAUCAACUUCUUAAUCGAACAAGACAGGCUGAUGGGACGCUACUGUACCUUCUCGAGAACAUGCCAUACUUCGAUUACGACGUUACAUCUGCGCUUGCCAUCGGGAAAGCAAUUGAAUACAUCCCUGGUGGGCCAGAGGAGGUCACAUAUAUCAAUGUGAGAAUAUUCACCCCGAGCUUCGCCAUGGGUACCAUGCACCACAUGCCAUGGCUGAUGAAGGCUCUUUGCGCCGUGUAGGCAAAGCAUUGGCGCACUUGGAGCUUGGACGAGUGGUUCGAAGUUAUGUGAAUGAGUCGGAUAUCAUCCUACCAGAAGAUUAUAUGGCGGGGAAUUAGAUCAGAGAACAUUUCUCCACAGUUCCCCACAGGGCCGCCCAGACAAGAAGUGAGUUUCGUGAGAACAGUGGGUGGACGAGCACGCGGCCCUGUUGUUGUCAGCAAGUGCGUUCGCGGGUGGUAGCGGACCGAAUGCCAUGUUUUACGCUCGAUGAAACUGCCCUAUCUGGCAUUUUUCCAAUGUCAUCGAUUACGGCGGGAAAGGCUACCUUGGCGGCGAAGCCACAACGUCGGUGUUCGACCUACCGAAUCUGGAAAGUCUGAAGUUGCCAUUGAUCGC
Molecule: messenger RNA, 1114 nt
Organism: Boeremia exigua
Lineage: Eukaryota; Fungi; Ascomycota; Dothideomycetes; Pleosporales; Didymellaceae
Exons: 1
Coding region: 452-736 (94 amino acids)
Source: RefSeq, a predicted model, not a curated record